CUGAAAGACGCUAUUAUAAGUUCACUGUGAAUUUUUGGUUUACCAUGUUGAGAUGAUUGACAAUGGUUUCCAUGACAACGUUAGGCAUUGGAUGGGGUGGAGCUUCGUUACUCUGCAAGUUGUGUAUAUGUACCUGGCAAUUUGGGUCUUGAUAGGCGAUGCUAGGUCUACCUUUGUAUAUAAAGACAUUCUGGAUGAACUGGAAGCGCUUCUGCCAGUGGAUUAUUUGUUCAAAAUUCCACCGUUAAAACAACGUUGUGAUGAGGAGAGAGACAACUAUUUCCAAGUCCAGCAGACUCUACAAUGUUUCCAUUGGAAGGAAGAGAAGAGAGAAGAGAGCAUAUGUGAUAGAAGAGAUGCUGUUAAACGUUUAUUGGACAAACUGAAUCGUUGCAAUGUAGAGGUAAACGAAGAGCUCUGUAGGCACAGCUCUGAGAGUGUCUCUGUUUUAGAAUUCAAAGAGAAAUAUGGAGAAGCUUACAAGAAAGGUGACAACAUAUCAUGUGACUGUCCACACUCAACUGCCAUAGCUAAACCUGAAAUGGAGGUUACAGUGCCUGCCCGCACCCCAUCACCUCAUCCUUCCUUAUUAGCCACAGAUGCUACAACAACAGAAAUUUGGACUACAAAUUUUAGAUUGACUACAGCUACCAAAGAAAACCCCACCGCAACAAUAAGCACGACCACAGCGAUCACAACUGCAACACCUGCAGGAACAAAGGUUACAGUACCUGUCCCCACCAGUGCGCCCUCUCCUAUGUCAUUAGAAAACUGUAGGGUCGCAGGUUCAACCAGUGGAGCAUUAUUAGGGAUCGUGAUUGUAGUUCUCUCCAUUGCUGUGACUUACCUACACACCCAGAACAGACGACUAAAGAGAGCACAGGCAAUGAUAGAAUAUUCAUACAGGAAUCGACAAAACGGAGAUGAGGACUAUACAAUGCAUCUUGUGUAGAAUGGACAAGUUAUAUGAUAUGCUAUACAUGUGAGAUGGACCAUGUGUCUGGAACCUCAUCUCCAAGAAAUGAAUAAAAAAGGAGAGACACCUGCUACCUCAGAAAGAGGAUAAAAGCAUCCCAACCUAAGGGCAAAAACCAAAACCCAGACAAAGAGUGCAGGCAGAAUCAAACCAUGUGUUGGCACUGGAUUGUGACUGGUGGAUGUUGUGGUGACGCAUCAGACUUGCUGUUCUCUAUAAACAGCCUGGAUGUUUCUAAAAAACUUUGCGGGGAAAGUUCAAAAAUGUUUUAAAACAUGCUAAAAUUGUAUGUUCCAUGUAUUACCAUAAAUUAAAUCCAAAUGCCAGUAUUUACUUGGAAAGGAGAAGGUACUUGAUGUUGUUGAGCACAGAAGUCUGGGAAGGCUGUAA
This is a messenger RNA of Megalops cyprinoides (Indo-Pacific tarpon), 1366 nucleotides long. RefSeq lists its product as uncharacterized. The transcript is spliced from 11 exons. The coding region runs from base 53 to 952 and encodes 299 amino acids. The record is from RefSeq and is a predicted model, not a curated record. Lineage: Eukaryota; Metazoa; Chordata; Actinopteri; Elopiformes; Megalopidae.